Dermacentor andersoni is the source of this 3493-nucleotide messenger RNA. RefSeq lists its product as uncharacterized. The record is from RefSeq and is a predicted model, not a curated record. Lineage: Eukaryota; Metazoa; Arthropoda; Arachnida; Ixodida; Ixodidae.
GGCGCCAUUUAUCGCGCGGGAUUUUUUCGGCGAAUACACCCCGCUUUCCCUUCUCUCCCCGCUUACGAGCUCCGGCCGACCUCGCGCGCGGUGCGCUUUAGCGUUUUGCCGCGUCGUCAGUUUCUAACCGAGGCUCACUGUUUCCUCGCGGCUGCCACGCUGUACGACCCGGAGACGCCGAAGAUGAGGCGGCGAGGCGUGUUGUGACUUCGCCCGGACGGUCUCGCUGCCAGCGCGACAUGCAACACCGGCGUGGAAGAAGGAAAGACCCCGACUCUCUCUGCAAGCGUCGUGGACGACGCCUUUUGUGUCCACGUCGGCGUGCGGCGGUGUGUUAACAACGCUUGGCGUCGCAGCGAGUGUCGUCUUCGUUUCGGGACUCCAAGCGGUGCUUUUCCAUUUUACUUUUUUUCCUUAUUCUUCUUCUUGAAGAGAACUUCUCACGCAGCCGGGUUUUCAUCGUGCGUAUGGGCACGUCUGUCGCAACCCUUUCUUCUUCUCGAAAUUCCGUUAUCUCUUUCGACCAACGCAGGGUAGCCAACCGGAAACUGCACUCAUUAACGCUCCUGUAGACAUUGCUUCACUGUCGUUGCCGCUACCUGGCUGUGCAGUUUCAGGGCCUCCUGUUUCUUUGUACUCUAUGACGGGUCUUGCCGCAAGCCGAGUCGUGUAUACACGGGGGCACAAAUCUCUCCAAACGUAUAGCUUAGAAGGCGUGCUUUCGUCGUCACGUUUUCAGACAUUUCAUUUCGUAUGUGUCUCGAGAGGCGUGAAGAAACAUCCUGAUAUGUCCCGAGCGAGGCUCGGCCCGGAGGGUGCAGCCAUUAUAUGGGAAUGCUAUUCGUUUUCGCGAUUUGUCAGUGGUCAGAGUGGCACACAGGCCAACGUUAUCCCUGAGAUAGGCCGUUCGUAAGCGGUAGAUUGUGAUACAGUGAAAAUAAUACCGUGGUGCAAAAAGGAAUCGUUGCAUCACGCCGGCCUAUGGUACUGAAACCAAAGAAGAAUACGAGUCUGUAUAACCUCGAGUGUGCAGGCGAUCAAAGACGAUUUCCAGAAAGAACAGACAGAGAGAGCUGUAGACGCGGUUCCGGCGUGACCGGAUGCGAUGUGCAAUCGAGGCGGGCGUGCCCGGAACCUUUUGACAGACACGCCUGGGCGUCGACUGUAGCGUUUGCGUAUCACAACAUUUUGGCCUAGAAUUAGUGCCUUAAGGAUGACUUCGCUAAACGGAUGCUUAACGCGCGUGAACUAUGCUGAAAAAUGCCGAAGCUUCGAUAGUCACGGCUCGUUUCACCAAUAAUAGCGACAUUAUAUGAACGUAAUGGCACCAUGUUCAGCAUAUUGCUCGAUAAUGUUCACUCAUAGCAGCUUCCGCAAUGACAGAACCGGAAACGUGAGUGCAACGCCGUGACUCAGCUUCGCCGAGAACUUCGUGUCACUGUGCCAAAGGAAAAGAAAGAAGAUAAUUUAGAGACGACGAAGUAAGCUAUCAGAACAACAGCACUGUCAUUGCUAAUAGUAAUUCAUCGCCACUGACAUGUUUUUAGUUGUUUUGGCUUCUCGACCAAAAUUUCAAGGCUGAUCGAAACAAGCUGUUUAAUGCCACCAUUCUGAGAGUCUGGCGGAGAGCGGCCAUUCAAAAUUUGUCGAGCACCAAGAGACUGGUUAUGCACCACUGCGCAGUACUUAAGACAAGCAAAAAAAAAAAAAGAAAGACCAGCAUUUGUCGCGCUGCAGCCACACUACGACUUGAGUUCUUAAAAGUUGCUUUGUGAUGCGAGUCACCCAUGAACGCCAUCCCCUUAUCGUUUGAUUGUGGUUGUACGCAUUAUUGCAUCACAAGAUGUAAGUAGUAAGACAUACCAUAAAGAAAGCGCACCGACGUUUUCCGGUUGUCUGUAGACAGUCCCCGAACAGCCCGCGGAGUUAUUAUGACCUUGCAGUUUUGUCGACUAAUCUCCAUCUAUUUUCUGCUGACGGCGCGUUAGGAGGACCACGGACGACAGUAAAACAAGUCAAUCGCUAACGUAUCUUGUGAAUCGACAGUCUGCGGUGUUUAUGCAUCCAAAAGGACUAUUGUAUAAGCUAACGUGUUCUACGAUAAGUCUACAAGCAGCGUAGAAACAGUACUAAGGUUAUUUUCACGCGACCUUUGUUGGAACUUCUUCUUCAACCUUCCUGGCAGACGACACUUAAUCAUCAUCUCGUCUGCUUGUCACGAGCUUCCGCACGCAGGCUCAAGCGCAUUUAAAACUAAUGUGGCGUACCUUUCAAUACAUCCAGUGUGGUCAAACCCCCUAUAGUGGGUGCGAGCCAUAUUUUGACAACAGAAGAAGAAGAACUGAAGUCAUCUUUACCCUAUUAGGCUGUCGAAUACCAAAAUUAAACUUCUAUCGUCACAGGGCUGGUCUGGUGCCCUCCCCUCUGUGCCCAGCCUGUGGAGAAGAUGAAACAAUAGAUCAUUUUUUCAUAUUCUGCCGCCGUUUCACUUCCUUAAGAAAAAAUCUAGAAUCAAGAUUUACACAGCUUGGUUUGAGCUUUUCAAUUACAAAUAUCCUUUCUCUAGGAGCCUCCUCUCUUGGAAAGUGGCACAGGGAUAUUUGCUGAACCGUGGAGGAUUUUAUAAGUGCUACAAAGAGAUUGUCUCGAAUUCUUAAACAUCUUAUUUUUGUUCAUUUCCUCCAGUUAGCUUUACCAAUUUUAGUCUUUUAAUAAAGAUAGCCUAAUUUCACCCAAAUCUUGGCCAACCCCCCACAGUAGGUGUGCGCCAUCGCAUAAGGGAUACCAUACCAUACCAUACCUUUCUUGAACAAAACAGCGAGGUAGCCGGCGGACCCAGAGGUCCAACAGAGGCCGGUACCCGCUGUUGAGGGCCAUGCAAAGGACCCAGCAACUGCUGCUGCUUCUGUGCGUGUUCGUGGGUGGAUUCAUCGUCGGCACCCAAUAUAGACUAAGCGUGAGCAACGGCCGUGACUCUCCUGGGCAGCAGCAGCGGCGGCACUCAACGACUAUUCAGAGGACAGUGAGAGUGUCGCCCUACUUCACCGCAGACGGCGCCAAAUGGGCGGACGCGUGGGUAAAAGUGAGCGCCAACGUGUAUCUCUACUCGGCCUACUUCGACCCCCGGUUGGGCGCCACCGCGACCGUCGUGCGCGUCUUGGGACUCAUGCGUCUCAAUCCGAGGCUGAAGGUGAACUGCUCCUGCCUCAUCGACGACCGGCCCGAGAAGCCUGCCCAGCCUGUCGUCGCCGAAGUGCAGUACCUUCAGGACUCCACUGGCCAUGGCUGCUCGACGUACUUGCUGGACGAGAGCUUCUUGUCCCGCCAGGGUGUCGCCGGUCAGCUGUACCUCCCACCGCUCAAAUGACGUAACUCUGGGCAGUCCAGCGGGCCAAGGAAGCCGCCGAGGGGCAAGAACUCUUGACCGUAGCCUCGGCCGGCGCCGCAGCCCACUAACUCGCCGGACGCGAGUCGUUCUGAUUCGAAAUAAAGU